AGGCGACACCAGCUCCGACCCGUUCGCUCACCGGCGUCGAGAUAUUUUUGGGCCAUCGCCGGCCGACCACCGCGACGCCGCGCACGGAGCCCGGAGCCAAGCGCGGACAAAAUAGCAAGUCGGCGACGCCGUGCCGACUUUGCUGGGAACCUGACAUCAGGGCCCCAGCGACGUGCAGGGUGGCCAGAUACAACUCCCCCUUGGGCUUCGUCUCUUGCCUCUUGGGCUGCGCUGAGAGCCUGAGACUCCUAUAUAAAGUCAAGUGACCGUCAAAGAUCUGUCGUCCCCCUCCCAACCCGUCUGCGGCCCAUUACCAUUCCAAGAGAGGCAGCGGAAGUCGGCAGAGUGAACCGGCGGAGAGCUUGGAGCCAAGGCCUUGUGUUGUGCGUGCCACAUUACAGCACACUGUGAAAGAUCGAGAUGGCACGGUGCCCAGCUCAUGUCGCUCUCUGCUCACUUGCUCUGCUCCUCCUGCUUCCAGCUGCGCGGUCGGCGACGUUCACGAUGACCAACAACUGCGGGUACACGGUGUGGCCGGGUCUGCUGUCGGGCGCCGGCACGGCUCCGCUGUCCACGACGGGGUUCGCGCUGGCGCACGGCGCGUCGGCGACGGUGGACGCCCCCGCGAGCUGGUCGGGCCGGAUGUGGGCGCGCACGCUCUGCGCGACGGACGCCGCCACCGGCAAGUUCACCUGCGCCACGGGCGACUGCGGCUCCGGCAGCGUCCAGUGCAACGGCGGCGGCGCUGCUCCGCCCGCCACGCUGGCGGAGUUCACCCUCGACGGCUCCGGUGGCCUCGACUUCUUCGACGUCAGCCUCGUGGACGGCUACAACAUCCCGAUGCUCAUUGUCCCGCAGGGCGCCGGCGGCGGUGGCGGUGGCGGCAAUGGGUCCGCUGACUCGAGCAAGUGCAUGGCCACCGGCUGCCUCGUGGACCUCAAUGGCGCGUGCCCGGCCGACCUGAGGGUCAUGGCCACGUCGACGACGUCCGGCGCCGGCGGCGGGGCCGUGGCGUGCCGCAGCGCGUGCGAGGCGUUCGGGACGCCGCAGUACUGCUGCAGCGGCGCUUAUGGGAAUCCAAACACUUGCCGGCCAUCGACGUACUCGCAGUUCUUCAAGAACGCUUGCCCGCGCGCUUACAGCUACGCCUACGACGACUCCACCUCGACGUUCACGUGCGCCACCGGCAUCACCUACGCCAUCACCUUCUGCCCGAGCACCACCAGCGGGAAGUACUCCGGCGAGAACCCGCAGGCCGCGGGCGUGCAGCCCACGAAUGGCUCCAUGGUCUACCUCGGCGGCGAGCAGCUCGCCACCGGCGCCGCCUCCGCCCGUGCGUCGCAGCUGUUCCUCCUAGCCGCCGCCGCCGCCGCCGCCCUCGCUGUCGUCGCGCUGCUCUGAGCUUGCCGACAUCAAGGUGUGAAAAUGGCGGCACAGGAGUCAUCGUUGUACAGCAGCUAGCUAGCGCACCCGCUGGUGUGUUUUGUCCUUAUCAGCCACGGCUCUUCCGGCUGCACGGGGGCAGCGAUAAGAUUCGACAAGAGAAAUGGAAGGGCAAAAGGCUGACGAGUGACGACAGUGCUGCUACUACGGCUAACCGAGGAGAAAACAACGAUAUCUCUGCGCACCGGAUGGCAUCGUUCUAUACUUUCUAGGUAGCUUAUGUCGUAGGGUUUAGGAUAACUGGUAGCAUGUGUUAACCUUUGCAUUCUUCUCUACGCUUCCUCGAUUUGUUGGGCCGAAACGAUGUAUCAUAUCCGUCGUUGUUCGCCGGGCACUCGUGCUAUAGAUUAUUAUUACAGCUAUGAUGAUUGUUUAAACUUUACCCGUUGAAAAGGACGAAACGGUAAAAUCAAUUAUCAUAGAAAGCUAGUACAACGUUUGAUUGA
This is a messenger RNA of Sorghum bicolor (sorghum), 1889 nucleotides long. RefSeq names its product thaumatin-like protein 1b. Lineage: Eukaryota; Viridiplantae; Streptophyta; Magnoliopsida; Poales; Poaceae. The record is from RefSeq and is a predicted model, not a curated record. The transcript is spliced from 3 exons. Gene Ontology annotation, cellular component: extracellular region. Gene Ontology annotation, biological process: defense response. Bases 421 to 1401 code for a protein of 326 amino acids.